Messenger RNA from Pseudophryne corroboree (corroboree frog), 3117 nucleotides. Its product is annotated as lysosomal-associated transmembrane protein 5-like. The transcript has 8 exons. Bases 138 to 914 code for a protein of 258 amino acids. Gene Ontology annotation, cellular component: lysosomal membrane. The record is from RefSeq and is a predicted model, not a curated record. NCBI's taxonomy places the organism in Eukaryota, Metazoa, Chordata, Amphibia, Anura, Myobatrachidae.
GCAAUCUUGUUGGUUUUGACCUACUCACUUAUGUAAAGAAGAAUUAGCACAGGAAGGAAGCUGGGCAGAGUUUGCACAUCACACAGUUUUCUGCCUCAUCUAUAUUGACUUAGCAGAGAGAAACACCAGCAUUAAACAUGACAUCAGAACCAUCCAAAGAAGUCUCCAAGUCCAGCAGCCUGAAGGUUGGAGCUGUGGCACGUAUUUUGGCCAUAUACCAUGGGAUAAUUAGCACAUUUCUCUUUAUUGCAUAUUCAGUUGAAAUAAGGAAGAACUGUUUGGAGAUCAGCAACUAUAACCAGAUAGCAUACGUAAGUUCAGGCUACCUCCUUCUUCUGGUCCUUCUUCUGCUCAGCAUCCUAUUGUUCUGUGGUGUUGUACUGAAUCGGGGAUACCUGGUUAUACCAUUUAUGGCUUUGCAGAUAAUGGAUUUCAUCCUGAGCUCUCUAAUGUUCUUUAGCAUUUUCAGUGAGGUGCCUUUCAACAAACAAAUGAUCUCAGAAGACAAUAUGGCAAUGUCUAAGAUUCCAUCACAGUCCUCAGCUUGGGGGUAUUUUGAAAUGAGUCUCAGAUUGAUGACUUUUUGUAGCUGCUAUGUUGAGGCUCCAACCUUAUUAAAUCUCGGCUCUAUAAACUACAGAUACACGAAUUAUUUUCAAGUGAACAAGUUGUCUUCUCAGAAAUACGUCACCAAGCUCAUCAUUCUCAUCUUGCUUCACACUGCUGUGUUCCUAUAUAAGGUACACAUGAUCUGGUGCAUGUGGAGAGUCUUCAAGUCAUUAAAUGCUUCAAAACAGAAUAAAUCAAAAGGUGCACCUCAAUUGCAGGACUUCUCAAAGAUAGCACUGCCAUCAUAUGAGGAGGCUGUUAAAACAGAAUCCAAAGAUUGCCCACCUCCGUAUUCAAUUGUUUAACCUACUAAGUUGCAAAGUUUCCAGCUUCUGGACUGAAUACAAAUAUUAUGUGGCAUCUCUUCAUCUUCCGAGUGAUAGACAUAAGGAGUUCAAACUUGUGUAUACACGGUGUAUACCCAUUUAUAUAUCUAAAUGAUUUCAAGACAAUAAGGAAAUAAUUGUUAUACAGUACCUUACAACUUUAGAAAACAGCAGUUUUAUUGUGAUUUCCAUUGACUUGAAAACUGUCAAAAGCAAUAGAGGUAAAGUUGUUGGAAAACAAUAUUUGUGGUUCUAACAGCUAUGAAAAAAAAAAUUAUACUGUAGAAUAAAACGAUGUCCCACCCUCACAUUUUUUCUUAUAAUAACAUUGGGUCUGGACCUCUGGGGGUGAGGCGUAUGAUUGUGCAAACCCUCCAACCCAGAGAUAAAAAAUUCUGGGUACCAGUGUUAUAAUAAUGUUAAUUUUGCCCCCUUAUUAAAUGAAUAUAAAUUUAUUGUUGCCUUAUAAUAGUAAUCAAUAGCAAUCAACUAGUGUCCUUUUACAUAAUAUAUAAUAAAGCAUUCCCCUUAAAAAACAAACAAAAUUGUGCCCCAUUUUAAAAUUCUUAAUACAAUGUUGUUGCCUUAUAAUAAAAUGCAAAAAUCACUGUCACUUUAUUGAUAAUAUAAAAAAGCAGUGCAAUUCUUUUUUUUUUUGUCCCACUUCCCCCCCCAAAAAAAAAAAAAUUGCUACUGUAUCAUUAAAAAAAAAAAAAUCCCUAAAACAAAAUGUACUUGGCUUGAUGAGAUGGAGUGCAACGAGAAUUUUUUUCUUAAUAUAAAAACAACCUCACAUACAGUACUCUAAAUGGGACUUUCUCAUAAUAGCCCCAACAGCACAGUGAGACAAUCUUAUCUCCAAAAUUAGAUUCCUUUACAAAUUUUACUUUGUAUUUUUGAUGGGGUGGGUGGAAGCCUUCUUAUAUAAGGAGGCCCACACUCCCACACUCUCUGUAUGGGAGAGCUAUGCCCAUUAUAAUCUACACUGAAAUCCAUCAAUGUUUCCACAGUAUCUCCUGGUAUGAGAUGAGACUUCUUUUAGAUGGCCCCCCCUACCCCCCAUUCUUCUACAGCCACCCCCCUGCUAAACCUUCCUUUUUUGUAAAUUUGUGUAUUGCUUGGACAAAUGGUUCCCAAACUUUCUUCAUUUAUGGCACCCUUAGUGUCUCAGACGUUUUACGCAGCACCCCUAGGGCCAGACUGCCUCAUUUUAACUCAUUGUGUUGUUGGACGUCUUAAGAUCAAGUAAGUGUUAAGCUAAGGAAUUAUUUUCUUUUUGAACCCAAAAAAAUAUUAUCAACAAUAACCAGGAUUAUUAUCAAUAAGGAGAUAAUAUUAUAAUCAGGUAUUUAUUAUAAGGUGCCAAUAUUUUAUUUGUAUUAUAAAGGGUACUUUUAUUUUUGUGGGGUAAUAUUUAAUUAUUUUAAUUUAAUUUAAAUUGUAUUAGUAGAUUAUUAUUAAUAUUAUAAGAAUACAAAAUCAUUUUACAAAGGGGCAGUAUUAACAUUACUAUUUCCAUGAAAUUCACAGCCCAUGGGUAACCUGAUGGUCAAAAUGCUGUUUAAUAUAGGGCCAUUUAUCUCUUAUAUGAGGGGGCCACACAUUUGUUUGCCUCCCUCAGAGUACUUGAACUGAUGCUGAACAGCAUGGGCCUACUAGAGGGCGAGCAAUGCAGUUUUUUUUCCUUUUGUUUAUUUUUAAUUUUAUAAGAACGCCAAGCUAGCCCAAGCCAUUGGCAGUGCGUGGGUUUGAAACCCACUGAAUAUUGCUGGCAGAUUUCUUAUUACAUUUGGUGAUUUUGAAUGCACAAUUCCUUGUGAUUUGCAGGACAUAAUUUGUAGGCUAUAACAUUCUGCCCAAAGUGGUAUUAUAAUUUUUUUGCAGGAAAAUAAUCUGGACAGUUUCUCUAUAAACACUGCUCUUUUUUAUACAAAUAUAUAAUAAUCUUUAAGUUUACACCCUUUGUAUAUAAUACUAGCUGAAAACCCAUGCAUCUCUAUGGAUUUUUAAGUAUAAUCACAAAGAGAUGAAAAGCGAUGGUAUUUAAGCAAAUUUAAUACUGUUUUUAAAAUAGGCUCACUUCUGGUAGGAAGUUGUUAAGAACUGGAAGCAUCAAAGUGCCCCUCCACGGAACCGGACAAGAACACACCAAAACAAUAAAUGGAUUUUAUUGUACGGGAAA